Messenger RNA from Pelobates cultripes (western spadefoot toad), 16465 nucleotides. Lineage: Eukaryota; Metazoa; Chordata; Amphibia; Anura; Pelobatidae. The record is from the annotation of a GenBank genome assembly.
CCGGGUCUGAGAGGCCAUGUGUAUAGUGUCAGGAGCUCCACUAAGUAAGGUCUUACAAGUCAAUAGACAGGUCAUGGCUUAACGGGGUUUUAGUUUUUUUUUUUUUUUUCCUCUGACCCCAGACGUGUUGUUCCAUGGAUAUUUCCUGCGUUUUGCACAGACUGGGAGCCGGCAGGAGGAUACUAUGGGGAGCUUUGAGACAGACCUGGACAAGCAGAGGAUACAGUGGAUACUGCUUUGGAGAACACGGGGUUACAUCGAAAUGGCUGUCAGAAUCUGGGGUGUUAAAAUCCAAAAAACAUCCAUACAUGGGUGAGUAAUCUCAAAUGGCAAUGUGGGGGUAUAGAACAUGCUAAUGUAUUCUGAGUGUCACUAUAGAUGUAUGCUGUGUGCAAGGAGAGUCUCCAGGACCUUAUUAUUAUUAUUAAUAGUGAUAUUUAUAAAGCCCAACUUAUUCCACAGCUUAAAAGGGGGGGAUUUAACAACAAAUGAGACAGUUACAAAAUGUUACAGGAACUAUAUGCUCAAACAAGCUUACAGUCUAGAUCUUCCUAUCUUGCUGUUUUGUUGGUAGUAUACUAUGAAGGGUUAACUAGAUUUACUGAAGCUACAGAGGGGUAAUAUAGAACUACAUGACAAUAUUCAACAUAGAUUCUAAUUCCUUUAGGUGAUUACCAACAAUGGCUAACUAACACUACGGUCGUAGUAACUUUUAUGAUUCAGACUUUUCAUAGUUAAUUGCUCUUUUAAUUCAAUUUUCAUUAACCACAUUGGGUAAAUGAUCCCUUCCUUACAGCCGUUUGCCUUUGUGAGUCUUCAUAUAGCUACAGCCUGUAGUGGUUCUCCAUUACUAUGUAGGAUGUCAGUAAUCCUGUUAAGGGAGCAACAUAGUCAGUCCAGUUUUUUCCUAUAUUGAAGCAUUUAUUAAACAAAACCCAAGUAAGCAGAUCUGCAAAUAAAGCUUUAACUUCUGAAAUUGCAUGCCAGACCUUUUGUUUCUUACUACUUUGUUUCCUUACCACCAAUUUAAGCUAAACCUUUUUAAAUACCUGUAUCACCAAAACCAAACUGCAGUUGUAGCUGUAUUGCAAAGCUGGGGAAAACAUUUUUAUUUUUAAACUGCUUACAUAUGUAUAAUUUGUUGAAAUGGGUUUUCCUAGGUGACAUAAAUCGGCAUACAUCCACUGAUGCAUCACAGGCUACGUUGGCAAGCGUGGCUCCAGUAUUUUCCAUUGUAAGUAUUCUGAUAAGCUGUUUGUCAUUUUUACAUGUAACCACAGUUGUCCAACUAACAUUAAUUAUUUCAUAGUGUUAGUCACUAAACUAAGAAUCUAUGGUCCUGAAGAAAAUAACCUUUUUUUAAAUAUAUGUUCCUUUCUAUUGCUCUACCACCCUUGCUAGUGAAAAAGUUCAAUUAAAUGAGCACUCUAGGCACCAAAACAACUUAAUCUAAAUUAAGUUAUUAUGGUGCCAGGAGGCCUCUUUGCGCACUCUUACUUUCAGGGAUUAAACUGAGCCUCCAGCGCCAAUCCUCAGGUCCCCCAGGCGGCAUCCGGCUUCUGAAAUAUCAGUUUCAGGAAGCACGGAGUGCCACUAGGCACGAGUCCUGCUGAGAGCAGUCAGCUGAGGCUCUCAGCCGAUCAUUGACUCCUAGUUCAUAAGACUGGCUUGUAAAAGGUGCGUUUCUUUUCAAGCUAGUCUUAUAAAUGGGGAGAAUGCAUUGGGGAUGAGAUACACAUGCUGUGUUUGUCCAAUCAAAUGUCCUCUAUGAGCAGCACUUGAUUGAAGAACUGAGUUUGACUUUGUUUUCACAGGGAAGAACCUCUAGUGGCUGCUUGAAAGCCAUCCACUAAAGGUGUGUUGAACCCUGCAAUGGAAACCUUGCAGAUACUAUAAAACGACAAUGUUUUACAUUGCAAGGUUAAAACUACUACAGGGUUAUUGCACCCAAAUCCCUUCAUUGAAAUGAGCUUUGCCCAUAGUGACCCUUCAAGGACAAAAUAGCCAAAUUGGAAAAAUUCACCCAAUCUUGUUUUCAAUUUGUCUAUUUUGGCCUUAAAAUUUUAUUAAGCAUGGAAUUCCCAGCAUUCACUUUACUACGAGGUGAGUGUCAAAACAUUAGAAAACAGUUUUACUUCUUGCCAUGGGACCUGGCACCGUAACACUAAAGUAGUGAUCUAAAGUUGGUGUACUGCAAGUUGCUGCUUAGAAAAAAAAAAAACCUAAAAGAACAUUUCAAGACAAGAUUUUGGGCUUGUGUUUUUUUUGCUCAGUAUUUGAGAUUUGUAGUUACCUACAGCUGCACUGAUUUUCCUACUCUAACAUAAAAUUAUAUGUAGAUAAUAGAGCAUGUAUUCCCCUUCCCUUGCUUUGUAGAAAAUAAAAUGAUUGUAUUUCUAUUUUUUCAUUCCAGAUCAAAUUUGACAAAGUGGGGAGCAUUACGUCUUUUGGUAAGCAACAGUUCAUGAAAUUGUUUCUCAAGGCUGGAAUCCUUAGAGACCAAGGCUUGACAAAUUUGUUUGGAAUCUAGAAGCCAGCUAAAAGAGUUAGGAGCCAGUCAUUUUCAACAAGAAAAAUGCACUUCUUAAAGGGACACUGUCGUCACCAGAACCACUAUAGCUUGAUGUAGUUGUCUGGUUUCUAUAGCCUGUCCCUGCUGGCUUUUUAGUGUAAACACUGCCUUUUCAGCGAAAAGGCAGUGUUUACAUUGCUGCUUAGUAACACCUCUAGUGACAGUCACUCAGAAGGCCAUUAGAUAGUCCUGGGUCAUUUGCACCACGUGCAGUACCCACAUUCAGUGUCUCCAAGCUCUGCAUGGAGGUGUUGAAUGUUCCUUAUAGCGAUUCAUUAAUGCUAUGCAUCUCUGAGGAUAUGUGGAUUGGCACAUUUGCUGCGCAUGCACAAAAUCCUCCCAAUUCUUUUAUAAGGGAAAGCAUUGGCUUAGCUGAGAUCAUAAAGAUUGAUAAUCUCAACCAUGGAGGUGGAACCAGCCGUGGCGAAACUGGCACGGCGUGGGAACAACGGUUAGUAAAAACACUUUCCUAAUGCGAUCAGAGAAGGCAGGUACCUAAACGGACACACAAACACUGAUAGACGCACACACUACAGUUUUACGUACACACUCAUGUUGACAGGCUCACAUACUCACUCUGACAACAGGCUUGCUCACACACACUGACAGGCUCAGUAAUCUUACUGCAGCUCCUCUCUGCUCCUUACACGCUCUCUAUAGUGAUGCCGGGGCCGGAGUGAAGUCAUUCCAGCUCCCGGCAUCAUUAAACAGUGCAAGGUAGCAGAGAGGAGCUGCAGUCAGAGUACUGCUCCCUUGCACACCGCCUACAAUGUUCCAUUUUUGGCAGCCGGCUCCAUGCUGCCUCAGCCGGUCGCCUCCAUGCUCCUCAGGAUGUCCGGCUCCAAUAUUCUCCGCGGCGGCUGCCUUUAAAGCUCCCUCGGCUGAAGAGCUGGCAAAUCCCUGGGAUUUGUCGAGCCUUACCUUAGACCUAUCACAUGUUUGUGAGCUACAAAAUAAUAAAUCGUCAACAUAACAUGCUUCUAUCCUUUAAGUUUAAUUGUUUUAUUAUUCUUUGAAAAAAUGCUUUUUGCAGUGCAGACAUUUUUAACACUUAAAAUCAUGAAUGAAUUGCUUAUCAUUUUUUUUUUUUUUUUUACCAGAAAGGAAAAAAACUGAAUUGUACCAGGAACUAGGUCUUCAAGCUCGAGAUCUAAGAUUCCAGCAUCUGAUGAGUAUCACCUCUAGAAACCAGAAGAUCAUCUUAAGAAUGGAGGUACGUUAUAUGAAAUCAUAAAGGGGCACAGCCUUACAGCACCACAAACUCUUCUAAAGGCUGGACUGGUUUUGAUGCACAGAGUGCUCCUUUAAAAGUUAAAUCAGAAUUUGCGUUAAUUUCUAAUUCCAUAGCAACAUGUCACUAAUUGAAAUUAAACUGAAUGGACAGCUCACAGAUGUGGAAUUCCUAUCUCAUGAUGCCUGGGACGUGUAGUUCUGGGAGCCGAGCAGGCAGUAUUUUUUUUUCUUUUUAUUCUCAUUAGCCUUGUUGCAAGCAAGUGGUACGGCUGCUAGUGGGGUACCUGGAGGGCCAGGUAGGGAGUAUGUGGUCUGCACCUCUGGUGGACGCAGACCACUAAGUGUUCCUUUGCAAUCCUUGCACUCAAUAAUCACGUAUUGAGCAUAUCUGCUGGGUUCCCCAGCCUGUGCUUUGACUCACUUAGUGUUGCUCUGGAAGGAGUGAUUACUAUGGCAUGUACUCACCAGAGUAUCCAGAACCCUUGCUGGAGCACCAAAUAUCAUAGCAUCCCUCCUCUGUGCAGAAACGUUAGCAGGACGAGGUGGGGGUGUAAAACAGAGUGCUACCACAUACACAUUACACACAGCCAGCUCACACUAAGCACAUCCAGGAAACACACACACACUGUUGAGGCGACGACAGAGAAACACUGUCUUAAUCCUUCUAAAUUGAAAUGAUUUUGUGCGUCAGGGCACAUAGUUUGGGCUACAUAUUUAGACCCUUGAACAAGUGGAUUUUUUUUAAAUUUCACAUCUCUCUAGUAGUAAUGGUAAUAUCUAUUGUCUCUAUAAUAAUGUUGAAUGUAGACACACUGUUUUAACCUCUGUGUUUUGCUUCCUGUCAGAAACCUUUUAAGGAUUAUAUCCGAUACUUCUCUUUAUCCUGUAGCAUGUUCCAAAAUUCAUGCUGUGUAAUGAUUAAGCCGCUGCUUGCAAAUCAUAUAAUUUCCUUAUUUUCAGAUAGCAUAGGGAGUGGUCAGCUCACAGGUACUUAAAGCCAACUCAAAAUGAAAGGUUUGGCUUCUAUUGGAAAAAUUCAAUCGCUGCUUGUUCUUAAAACUUCAGUAAAAAAUGCUAAUUUCAUCGUACUACCAAGUCGUGAUGAAAUUUUCCAGUUUGAAGUCGAACCUUAGUUUUGAUUUGACUUCCUGUCAGACCUGACAUGUUUUAUUUCUUUUCAUAGGGGAAGCAUGGUUCACAGGCUUAUCUUUAAUCAUAUGGAUCUCUUUCUCAAAUGCUUUGAGACUGGUAUAAAUUAAGUUUAAAUCCUUAAACUUUGCUUCUAUAGUUCAGAAGUACAGAGCCAGAGACUACACAGUGCAGGGUGAAGAGUCAGGUAUAUUUGUUGGCCGUUAUGGUAGCACCUGUUAAGAAGCUAUUAAAGUAAAAAAACAAAACAAUUUAUAGAAUUUCCCUUCCAGUGAUCCGCUAUGCAUGUUAAUAUUUUGUUUAGUUGCCUGUUAUUUACAUUUCUCUACUGGCAGUCUUUAUUGGAAUGUUUAUAUAUCCAUUACUUGUACAUUCUUUGCCAUUUGUAUUGCAGUUCCUUAAAGCCGUUAUAACUUCAGAGCAUCUCCUAAUACUGGAUUAUCGCAACCUCCAACUGGAUCAGUGGUUAUUUAAAGAACUUGCACCCCAGUUGGCUGGAGAAGGUCAGUUGGUCACCUAUUCCUUGCCUUUUGAAUUCAGAGCCUUGGAAGCUAUUCUACAACAUCGGGUGAGCUCCUGCAUAUCAUUUAUUUUGAAUUGUUAUGUAAAACAAAGUUUCAUUAAGUAUGGAAACACUGCUGUGUUACUUUGUACAGUUUUGGAAAAAAUGCUUUGAAUUAUUUGGGGAAGCCUAGUUCAAUGCUGCUCUUUAAAUCAUUUCCAUAUUCUCUCAACACGUGGCCAUGAUUAACAACAGUUGGAUCUAUUAGAACAGGCGUUCCCAAAAGAUAGAUCCCUAGGUGUUUUAGAACUACAUCUCCCAUUAUGCUUUACAUGCCUUUAGAAUGACGAAGCAUCAUGGAAGAUGUUAAAACAUCUGGGGAUCUACCUUUUGGGAACGACACAGACAUUUUACCUACUGUCAUAGUGUACUUUGUAACCCAGAACAACAACUGUAUAAUAGGGGUUUUAAUAUGUUAAUGCCAUGGCUUGCAUAUUACUGCAGAGGUUGACAAAUGGCUGUAUAAUUUUGGAAAAAAUAUGAAGGAACAAGUCUUCUAGUCUACAACUCAAAAAGUGGUAACACUUUAGAAGCCAUUUUCACAGGCUACAUGUGAGUUUAUCUACCACACAUUGUUAAUAAAAAAGCAUAACAUCCUAGUCUCACCUAAUUUGAUUCAUAUAACCCUUCCUUUCUUUUUUAUUAAAGGGUUACUCUGUGCACCAUAACCACUUUAGCCCACUGUAUUAAUAAUGAUGUCUUGGCCCAAGGACUGUAGUAGUACCCUGCCCCUUUUCCCGGUAAUGCAGCAAACCAUUUUGCAAUGUUAUGCCGUCUUACCUGGGUCCCCAUCAGAUCUGAGGUUCCUCUGUAACCAGUUUACCUUAGAUUUCUACAAAGCUGCAGAAGCCAUAUGUUGAUCCCAUGGACCAUUCAUUGGCUGAGAGCAUCAGCUGAGCUUUCUCAGCCAAUUAUUGCAACUCUGUAAAUAGAAAUAUGCACAGAAUUGACAUUAGGCUGGCCAAUUAUGCUGCCAAAGAUGAAGCUACAGCUCUGGCAGCAAAGUGGCAAAACAGUGGCAAAACACAAUGUACAGACUCCAAGCACCAUAGUUGUCAUGGUAAUUGGAGUAAGCCUUUUAUUUUACCCUUUCUGUGGAAAACCAUUCAGUUUAAAAUUUGCAGAAGUUAUAUGUUUUUAAUAUUCUUCCUUGAAGUUAUUGAUGAUUCAGAAACUUUUUAAAACCCUUGUAUUGAGACUGCAAACUUCAUGGACAAUCUUAAAUUCCCAAUCAACAGAAGUCUAGCCGUGAAUUUUUAAAGGAUAAUCCACAAACAUUGAAUUGCAAAAUUCAAAGUAUCCAAGCUGUUACUAUAGUUAAAUUAUUUUUUCGAAUCUGUUUCUUUAGCAUGUUUUUCAAUUUACUGUUUAGUAAUCAAGCUGCAAACCUAUAGCAUUCCAUGUGUUUAGUUACUAACUCUGAUUGCAAAGGAGAUACAAGUAUUCUCUCCAAGGUUUAAAUGGUAUUGGGAAAUGGGACUCUUAUGUUAAUUUAUUUUGAAAUCAUUACCUUACUGUUCCAAUGCUUAUGAAGGAUAAUGUUGUCAUCUAGAUGAGCAUUCUUCAAGGGAGACUACAAUUUUUGCAUCCUCAUAUCAUGGAAACGUUGGAAGCAUUGGUGGAUCCAAAACUACUGUCAAUAGAUAGGAGCAAAUUGCACAUUUUGCUUCAAAGUGGAAAAAGGCAAGUCUGGUUUGUGAGAAAUUUAGUGCAAUAAGGUUUUCACUACACCUUUGAGGUAUCUUUUUAACCUCAAACUUGCCUUUCUACCAUUGUUUCCUAUGCUCUUCCUCCUUCAGAAACUGUUCUUCUUUUCUUAAUUUCCAAUAUAUUAAGUAGGGACUUAUUUGCGUUAUGUAUUUUUCCUACACUUGAAAAAUCUUGACAAAGGGUUGUGCUUAAGGCAAACUCCACUUUCUUUGUUAGCUUGACAAAGGAAGUGGAGCUUGCCUUAAGCACUGCCCUUUGUCAAGUGUAGGAAAAAUACAUAAGGCAAAUUAGUCCCUACUUUAUCUUAUGUUCUAAGAUCGGAAAUGAAGAAAAGAACCGUUUCAGAAAGAGGAAGAGAAGAAGUAACAGUAGGAGAAAGGUAAGUUUUGAGUUAACAGAGCCACUUCAAGAAAAGACCAAACGCCCCGGCAAGAAGCAAUCAAAUAAGUGAGUAAUAAAUGAUACAUUAUGUGAUUGUGGCUAGAGCUGUAAUUAUUUCCCUUGUGUUAGUUUUGUUGGGGGGGUUUGGUUUGUUCGUUUUUGUUUAGUUUUUUUCAUAUUUUGACAGACAAGCGUAUAAGUGAUAUCUGUUAACUUUUUGUAAACAUCUCUAAACCUGAAGGCUCUUGCAGAGUUGGACAGCGGCGCCACUUAUUUCGUGAAAAUAUUCAGCUGACGCUCUGUCAGUCAGUAAAUCCUCAUCCAUUAUCCUAGCUUGAUGCUGUGGGUGCCUCUGUCUGAUUCUGUAAGAGCCUUCCGGUUUAGAGAUUUUUAGAAAACUGAAGGGCAGGGAGAUUCUGCACUGGAACUAAGAUUUGGGGGUUAAACUGUCAGAGAACGGUUUAACCCCUUCAGGUGAGCCAAGAACCCCCUGGCACCAUACCAACUUCAUUUUGAAUAAGUUGUUAUGGUUCCUGGAGUGUCCAUUUUUAGAGCAUUUUGAUAGUUUUCAUGUAACCAUUUUAUCACAAACCUAUGUCAAACUUUCUUUUUGUUUUUUGUUUGUGUUUCUGAAAGGGCAGCAUUUACAUUGGAAAAACCUGCAGUGACAGGUAAUAGACACCAGAACCACUACAUUAAGCUGUAGAGGCUUUGGUGACUAAAGUGACCCUUUAAUGACGUUGGGGCAUGCUUUGCCAUCCUACAAACUGCAUUACAGUGGAUUAGCAAAGCUUUAUCGACCGGGCCCUCCCGGGAGCAGGCAUAGUUACUUUCCAUGCCAGAUCCGAUGGUGGUAACUGCAGCAGAUCCCGCCCAUCCGAGUCAUGUGAUUGCUAUGACACCGUGAUCCCAUAGCUGGAUAAUAUAAUGUACUGCAUUAUUAUGAUAAUACACACUUCUAGAGAAAUCUCAAUGUAGCCUUCCUCUCAAGAUAGCAUAGCGAUAGGACUCCAAAAGUUUUCAAAGUAAAACUUAACUUUUAUUUUCCACAGUUAAGAGAUCGACAUUUCAGUUUGCAACCCAAACUUUCAACAGGAUAAAAAAAAAAAAAAAUAUAUAUAUAUAUAUAUAUAAAUAAAUAAACAUUUUUUGGUUCUAAUUCUGUGUGUAUUUAUGUAUUAUUGAUGCAUAAUUAUGUGAUUUUAUUAAUUGUGUAUUGAUGGAUCUGCAUGGCAACCCAUGCAGAAAGUCCAUAGAAUGUAAUUUCAAGCCUUAUAUUUGAACCUGUAACUUUCCAAAACCCCAUAAACCAUGGAAAUGGGGAGUACUGUUUGUAUAUGGGAGACAUCGCUGAAAACAAAUGUCUAUUUUGUUUCCGUAAAAGCUAAGAGCAUUAUGACAAUCACAGUUAAAAUACCAUGCAACACUUGGAAAAUAACAAAAAUAUCUUACACUUUAUUCAUAUGAAAUUUUCAUAUACAUAUUUGAUGUAUUUCUCCUGAACAAAAUUAUAUAUAAUAAGUGUGGGUACACUUAAUAUGAAAGAGGUAAAUUGUGGUUUAACAGAUAUAUAGUCAAAUUCCAAGUUUUGUUUUUGAUUUGAUCAGAACUUGUACAAUUUCCUCUUUCCUUAAGGGAUUAAAGCUUUUAUAUGUGCUUAUUGCGUCCACGAUGCUUUGUUGUGUAUUAAUAAGCAUGUCAUUUGACAACGCUCACCAUGAACAAUUAAUUUUGGGAUGAGCUGCAAAGGGUGGACCAGCUACAUAUAAAUGUCUAUGUAUUUAUAAUGUGAUGUCAUAAACGUCCCUGUUGGUGUAAUGGUCAGGUGUCCCAAUACUUUUAUCCAUAUAGUGUAUUUUGACCAUAAAUUUGAAAUUCUCUUUCAAUUACCUGCAAUUUUUCCUUUAGUAAAUAACUCAAUUAUACUUUAUAGAACGACGUCAAGCGUAUAUUAUUACAUUACAAACCUGUUAUAUCUAAACCAACAUCUAUGGGUUGACUAAUGGCCUGCAUUUAAUAAAUUUGAUUACUGUAUUGCAUUGAAUAAAUGCAUCUCGAGGGUAGUUUUCAGUGUUUCCAUGCACAUCAUUGCAGUACCGAACUCAGGCAGUUAGGUACUGUUUGAGUGACAGCCACUAGAGGUGUUACUAGGCAGAAAUGUAAACACUGCCUUUUUCUGAAAAGGCAAUGUUUACAAGGAUAAGCAUACAGCGACAUAUUAUAAACACUAGAACUACUACAUUAAGCUGUUGUGUUCCUUUAAUACUAUAUUAGCAUACUGUAUGUAGUUUUAAAUUUCUGUACAAUUUGGCAUUGAGUGUCUCCAAACAAUUUUCUCAGAAAGUCAUAGGGGAAUAUUUUAUAGAUCCACCUGGAACUGCUAAGGCAAUUGUAAAAUUAGCUUUUUUUUUCUUGAUUCACUUCCUAUUUGUAACAAAUUUCUGUGGAUUUUAUUGUAAUGGAUCGUAAGGUUUGGCUAGCUUUACUGUCUUCUAAUGAUGAUAAUCUUAUAUUAUUAAAAUAUUACUGAUGUUAAUACAUGGACUUUAAAGGGAUACUAUAGACAUAAAAACAACUUGAGCUUAACAAAGCAGUUUUAAUGUAUAUAUCACGCUUCUGCACUCUCACUGCUUUAUUACAUGAUGAGUAAAAACAAUUUCCCCAUGUGAUCGGAGAAGGGCUAGUAACCUAACCAGGAAUCAAUGUAUAAAGUGAAGUAAAUGACUCAAAAAUGUGAUUGUUUGAACUCAUCUGCACAUACCUACCCAGAAUCCCUUACAGUAAAAAUCGCAUUGAAAAUGUGAGAUUUCUGUGGGGAAAGCAAGUCUUAUGGCUUGUUUGAUGUGUGCAGAUCUGUGUCUAACAAUGUAUCCAAUAUAUUUUAUAAAAAUUCAAGCUUUUAUUUUUUUUUAUCAUGUGUUUUGUUUUUACUACAGUUUGUCAGAAUUAGAAACAGAUAUUAAGGUUUUCAAAGAAGCAAUAUUAGAAAUCCUUGACGAAGAUGAAUUGAUUGAAGAGCUAUGCCUUACCAAACGGACAGAUUCUCAAGUCCUGUAAGUAUUUUAUUAUAGCUUGCACUUCUCCCUUUUAUUUUUAUAUGACUUAAACAUUUGAGUGUUAAAGGGUGAUCAGCAUAUUGCUUUGCAGUUCAUAAAGAAGUUGUUGUUUAUAUGGGUGUAUUGAGUUUGUAAGAUACAUUAUAUUGCCCUGCAUGCUGCUUAUUGAUGUAUGACUCUGGUCUGAGUAUUGAAUGUUUUUGCUAUGUAAACCAAAACUUCUCUUAAUAACAGCCAUAAUGAAAUAUCUCCAUCAAAUAGCAAUAGUGGCCCUUGACUUACAUUAUAGAAAAUAUUGCAAGCAGCGGACCUAGCCAACCAGUAAAGCAUUGUAAAAUCUGCAGCAGCACUUAUUACAAUAUGUGAAAAAGUUAAAGACGUACCAUUUAUAGGAUAAUGGUUGAUCAGCUUGUAUGCAUGUGUUAAUAUCUUGCCUACUAAGUGUUUUGGGGGCUGAGAGUGUUGAAUUGUAUUGAAACACUUUGACAAUACAUAGAGAAAAGGUACAUAAGAAAUAUACAACACGCCUAACCAGAAAUACAAAGAUUAACACCAAAACACAGAGACACUAUAUGUUCUUUAAAGAUUCCAGUACACCUUGCCUUGUUCUUAAAGGAACACUUGCAGAACAUAGCGCAUUAUUUAGAACAAUUGUUCCCUACGGUAUUUUGUCUGUAAAUAUAUAUAUAUCAAAGACAUGAACCCAAUUCUGAUUACCUACCUAAGUUUCUGGCUGAUUUAUACAUAUUACCAGAUGGGUAUUGUUUCAUUUGCCUAAAGGUGAGUCUUGAAAGUUUUCAUGCAUAAAUUAACUUUGUCAAUGUGCAUGACUCUGUAGCAAUAUAUUCACCUAGGCAAACAAUAAAUUAAAUACACAGAAUGCAUUCCUUGUGUGGGGAAUUUAAAAAGGAAUAACCAGAACGUGUAUAGAUCUCGUGCAUCGUUGUCUGUUUUAUAGUAAGUGUUUAAAGGUUUUGUGAUCCCAAUCCAAUUGUUUCUGCAUCAAACAUAAUGAAUGUGAUCUAGCUCAUUUCCCACUGAUACCCCUAAGGUUAAGAUAACAGUUUGUAUAAUAUUAAUAAAAAACAUUCAAAUAAAUUAAUGUCAUAUUUGGAAUGUGUUAAACAUAUAUUUAAUUAGUUUGGUGUCCCAAAUUCAUCUUAAAGGGAUAUUGUUGGUAUAAACCACUUAUUUGUAUUGAACUGGUUAUGGUGCAUUAAUGCUUUCCCUGAAUUGUUAGCAUUAUAUUCUCUUCAGUUAGCUACCUACUGAGUUUUUAAAGGUUCACUUAAACCAAAGACAGUGUUUUAAUCAAACACUUUGUUUUAUAUUGGAGAAAUCAUUCUGGCAAAAACAAUUGAGUUCUACCUGCAACCCUGUUCUCCUACCAUGACUUUAUUCUGCUCAGGGGAAGGGAUGUCAGGAAGGCAGGGCUGCUGCUAUUCAUCGUCUCUGUUAUACGUGCUGACAACGUAUACGUUUUUGUGUACAGAUUUAUCAUUGUCACCCGAAAACUCUGAGAAUCUCAGUCUCGUGAGAAGCAGCAGUGUGUCUAGAGACUAUAGGUUUGUAAUAUCGAUAUAUUCGAUAGGUUGAGAUGGGGCCUUAAUCUAAAUCACCCCUAUAUUACUCUAACACUAUAUAUACAGAUUUGCUUUAACUGACUUUCAUGAUCAAAGAGCAAAAUACAUGGAUUUCUCAACAGUUAGGCCAGAGACAGUGCUCUGCUCAAGAAAAUCUAAAUCAGAUGUAUUUUAUGCAAGUCAUUUAUUUGUAUCUGUGAUACUAAAGAGUGGAAUUUAAAAACCAUCCAAAGAACAUAUUGCAUUUAAAUUGCUUGUCGUGUUCUUCAUAUUUCGACUUGAAGCCAGCAUGUAAUUGGUUAAAAUUUUGAAAAAUCUUUGAGAGUUUAGAAGCAAGGUUGCCAACACAUUUACUCCAAAACGUUGGGAAUAAUGCUUAGGUGUUCAGCUUCCUUGAUCUUGUAGUUUAUCAUUGAAUUUGUUUUUUUGUUUCCUCCUUGUGUAUGAGCAUAGGGAAGAAGGUACAUCCAGGAUGGAUCAUGCAGAGGAAAUGGAGUUGCUGCUUGACAACUACUACCGUCAGGCAGACGACCUGGCUAAUGCUGCCAGAGAACUGAGAGUUCUGAUUGAUGACUCCGAAAGUGUAAUUUUCAUCAACCUAGACAGGUGAGUUUUGAGCAGAAUAUAUCUAGGAUUUAGGGAGCUAUGUUAAUUUACCACAGUUAUCACCCAAACCACUUCAUCUCGAUGAAAUAGUCCAGGUACAGGGGCCUUGCCAUUUAUCUCACACAUUGUAAAAUAUUUAAUUUUUUUUUUUUUUAUAUUGUGUGAUUAAACACACCUCUAGUAACUGUCUUCCUGAUUGCCACUAGAGGGUGCUUCCACAGUGAGAAAGAGUCUGACUCGGUUCUUCACUGAUAGUAUAGGGUGCAUCACAGCAAUUUCUAGGCACGCGCAUUCAGAUUGCAGUGCUUCUAAAUGAGAAGCAUUUGAUUGGAUAAAAUGGUCAUCAAGGCUGAUGACCUUAGCGAAGGCGGACCAAGCUGCAGAGGUACUCAGAGCAGAUGUGUCCAUGGGCUCAGGUGAGUGUCAGACUGUUCAAAAAACUAUUUCACUACUUACUGUGGGACAGCACCAGGGGUGUCCUGGCAACAUAACCAUUACAGUCUGCAGUUUACAUACAGAGUGUUUCUAUUAUUUUAGAAUACUUUUCUCCCAUAAUACAGGAAGCUACUUUCCUUAAAAUUAAAAUAAAAUUAAAGGAGGAGGAGUAAUGUACAAAAUAAAACACAAGGCACCCACAACUUUGCCUUGUCUGGUAUCUUUCUGCUGAUAUUUAUGAUUAUUUUAUUUAUUAUUGCCCAGCACAGUCACUCCCUACACACAAUCCUAUGUAGCACUGUAUGAUUUGUAACUUUCACAAAAUGCCACAAGGUAAGUCAGAUCUCAUUGAGUGGAUUAGCAUAUCCUCUUGGUGAAGCAUUGCUUUACUAGAAGUCUGUAAGGACUCUGUGCCUUUUUUCGUGGGGCUGAUUGUGUCCUCAUUACCUUCAGUCUUUAAAAUACACAGCAUAUUUCCUGGCAAGCAAGUUGUAGGAUCCUGUGAGACAGUUGUCCUUAUCAAGCAUUUAUAAUGGGUAUUUUUUUUCCAGCCAUCGUAAUGUAAUGAUGAGGCUAAACUUGCAGCUAACCAUGGGGACAUUCUCUCUCUCGCUCUUUGGCCUUAUUGGAGUUGCAUUUGGCAUGAAUCUGGAGUCUUCUUUCGAAGAGGUAAGCUAAAUCAAAUUUAAGUCUUUCAUAUUUUGGUUCACAUCUCCUCAAUAGUUCUAGUUUGUUUGGCUUAUUAUAAUUGUUUUUUGUGUUUGUUUUUUUUUCUUCCUGGAAGUUGUUAAGCAUGAUGUCCGCAUUUUACAUUAAAAUAAAUAAAUAAUGAAGAACGAUAUUGUACAUGAUAUACUAUUUCCAUCUGACUAUCACAAUAAAAACUGUAUUGAAAAAAAUAUUUUACACAUGGAUUACUUGGAGUUAAUGUUAUACAACAACUUUGAAACAGAACUGAGGAAGAGAUACAAAGCCAGUGAACCACGCAUGAGGAUGGUUACUGGCUUGCUAUUAAGGCUUGGCAUUUUGCGGCAUAACUUUCUUGGUUUGUGCUCUGAAAGUAACGCCAAGCCUCAAUAGCUAGCUUUAUGUGUAAAGAAUGUGUCUUCUUUUUCUAAUUUUGCCAAAAGAGCUGGUUUGGUUUGCUCAGUGGAGCUGAACUCAAGAAGCAGCAAUAGCUCAGAGCACCUUGUGAAGAAUUCUCUGUGAGCUACAUUGAAAAGUCUGUGAUUGGACAGCCUGAAAGUCUGGGGGGGGGUUAGAAGGGGAGGGUUUGCAACGGCUUCAGAGAAGAGAACUGCAGAUUUUGCAAUCUGUUUUAGAUAUACCCCCGAUGAACAAAUGUAUAAUUGAAUGCAUGCAAGUUUUUAUUUUGAAUAUCUCUCUUAAAUAGUGACUUUUAUUUACUUUGUAUUAGGACAGUGGAGUGUCCCUUUAAAUGCUGAAAGGGUUAACUCUGCCUGUGGCUCUCACAGGUAGCAAUAUACGUGUCCAUAAAAUGACUUCUUAUCCCAGCGUUGUAGCAUCAUUAUGUUUCUGUAUAUUGAUUAGUGUUACUCUCUGUAGGAUCCACAAGUGUUUUGGCUGGUUACAGGAAUAAUGUUCCUGGGAAGUGGAUUAAUCUGGAGACGUUUGCUUUCAUUCCUUGGGAGACAUCUAGAACCAUCUGUGCCUGCCCCAGUAUGUGUAACUAUUUAAAAUGUUCUCUGUUGUGGGCAUUUCAUGCAGCUUGUAUUGUUACUCCAGUUUUGUCGAUAAUAGGAAAUAUUUUGGCAGUCACAGCUUAAGAGCAGGAUAACAGCAUAUUUGUUGUAUAUUUAGGCUGCUUAGAAUGCCCUUUUAAGCCCAUCUCUGCACCAGCGUACCUCAAAAUGUUAGCAGAAGUCUGGGUUUUAAUUAUAUUAUUACAUUUUUAUGUUUAAUUCAUUAAGGACUAAGACAGUUCUUUAUUCUACUGUGUCUCUCAAAAAUACCCACAUAUGUUUCCCAGGUGUUUGGGGGACUUGUAGCAUUAAAUAACAGACAUGAUCUAGUCAUGACUUGCCUCUGUUUAUUUCCCAAACAUCCUAUUUGGUGAAGUGACAGUGUCUGUGUCACCAUACGGACCAUCAUCUCACUCUGGAGCUAUUUCUUAACCUAAACCUAGCUUACACUUACUUUAAUCACCAUUAACACCAACAUUUACCCGAUACCAACACUGACAUCAGAGGAAUUCCCUUAGCUGAUGUCUCUACUGACAUCAGCAGAGGGAUUUCCCUGGCUUACACAGUACAGACCACCCUGUGAUUGAUGCAUGAGUGUUAAUGGAGCCCCUCAUACUGAGCCUACAUAUCAAACAGUGGCCAACAGGCACUUUUGACAUUUAGUGAAAUCCAAAUGUGGUCUUUUCAGACAGUGGAUAUUCCCACAAAUUCCAAGAAAAUCACCAUGGCUGCAUGUGGUUCUGCAUUAUUACAACCCUGCCCCUGGACACUCUUCCAGUUACUCCCCUAAAAUUAAAAUGUCCUCUUGUGUUAAUUUAAAAUGAUGGGAGGUACGUUAUAUGGCCCUACCUGACAGAAGGGAGAGCACAGGGUUAAUUGGAGGAUGUUUUUUUCCAAUAUACAAGGCUUUUCAAGUCCCCUGUUUCUAUUAAGGGGUAACAUUUACUUACAAUUGGUUGUUUUAUACUCAUUAUUCUCAUUUGUUGAAAGCAGGUCCCAUCAUUGCUGAAGAGAGCAUACCCAGUGAGCGGAAGAAUUGAAAGCAGGAAUGGCCAUAAAACAGAAGGAUUUACAUCGUAUAGGAGCAAUGCUUCUGGCAGAUAGUUCUAAAACCACAAAAGGAUGUAAAUGUUACAAUCACUGAUUACCUCACAUUAUCAAGUCAUUUUGGAUAAAAUAGGACAUCUGGGCAACUGGAAUGUAUCUUUCUGCCGCCAUUUAGGAUUUGGUACAGUCUUUUACUCUGGCCUGCUGGCUUUUUCUUUCCUGAUUAAAAGUGGGUAAACUCCAGGUUCUAUGUAAGCCAAGCAUUUUGCUGCUAAUGAAUAAUAUUGCUCAGUGUUUGUUGUUUACCUUCUUUUUAUGUCUUUAGCUAUUUCUUUUUAUUUUACUGUCCAUCUUUGUCUUCUAAAAAGCCUAGGUUAUUGAGUAAUACUUGCUCUAAAGCUGGUGCCAAAUGAAUUAGCAACUAUAGC